UACAUACUCACACUCAGGCACCACCUCACCAACCUCCCCCACCUUUCUCGCUUCUCUCUCUCUCACACAGCUUUUCACUCCCUCACCAUCUCUCUCUCUCUCUCUCUCUCGUUGUUUCUGUAAAACCCUAGCGAGCUUUCUCUCACAAUGGCAGCGAAGCGCUUGCGGAUCAUACGGUCCUCGAGCUUCGGCGACACAAGCCUGCUCAACCAGGUCCUGACGCCGACGGCGACCGUGUCGCCGGAGCACCGGUUCGAUGUGGGUACGGCUCCGGGGAUCCCUGUGACCGCAAGGCCGCCUAGCGUUGCGGCGGAGAGGUAUCAGUCUCCGCCGAGGAUUCUGACGCUGUCGUCGCCGGAGAGUGAGAAGGAGAAACCUGAGGGGCAGGUUGGUAAUUUUCUGGAGAAAUGCUACUUCUGCAAGAGGAGAAUCGCUGAGGAUGACGAAGUUUUCAUGUACAGUUACUUGCGCGCAUUUUGCACCUAUGAGUGCCGUGCCAAACAGAUCGUCAUGGACAAGGUGGGGGAGAAAGUGUUUGGGCAAUCAGCAGAACGCAUGACUCAAAGUGGCAAGAUGAACAAUGUGAAGUUGUUUGGUGUUCAACUGUGAAAACGUACAUCUUCGAUGUCUCAAAUAUAUCUAGCCAGUACUAACUUUUGUGGUGCAUAGCUGUCAGGUUUUUGUGAUUGGCAUGCCCUUUUUUUGCAUAGAUGAACAUCAUAUGUUUUUUAGAUUCUCGUGGUUGACAUAUUGUCAGAUCUCGUAUAGUUACAGUAAGGAUUACUGGAAUACAGUAGCAUGUUGAACUAGACUUCUUCCUUGUGUGGUCCUGCUUUUGCUAAAUGUUGCUAUUGAUAUGGGCUUACAGAUUGUCCCAUUCUACAGUUCUUGAAAAUGUAGGAUACAGUUCAACUGGAACACUCUUCUGGAUAAAUAUAGUAGUAUAUUGCAUUGGUGUCUA
Corylus avellana is the source of this 961-nucleotide messenger RNA. Its product is annotated as senescence-associated-like protein (DUF581). NCBI's taxonomy places the organism in Eukaryota, Viridiplantae, Streptophyta, Magnoliopsida, Fagales, Betulaceae. The record is from RefSeq and is a predicted model, not a curated record.